AUACUAAACCACAACAUACACUAUGUGGACAAAGAUCUAUUAACCGAUUUGAAAGAAUUAAGGACGCUUUCCAUGAUCAACAAUUGCUUAGAAGAUUUGGCCGCUAAAUUUUUUGAUUUUACCCCCAAAUUAUAUAUACUGAAUUUGCAGAAUAACUGUUUGAGACGGAUAGAACCAACCACAUUUGAUAAGCUGAUAAAUUUAGGAUAUCUGGGUCUAAAUAAAAAUUAUUUAACCGAGCUUCCAUCGGGUAUUUUCGACAAACUUGUCGCUCUGAGAAUCCUUAAUGUUGCAAUGAAUAACUUAUCCAGUUUACCAGAAAAUAUAUUCGCAAAGCUGGAAAACCUUGAGAAGCUUUAUCUACAAGGGAACAAUUUUACAAAUCUGCCAAAAGAUCUUCUACGAAACAAUACAAAAUUGGAAAAAGUUUACUUAAACGACAACCAGAGAAAUUUCACUUUAUUGGAUGGAUUUUUUAGCAAUUUAACAAAAUUGAAAUAUUUGUCACUGAAGAAUAAUGGACUAAUCACUUUACCGAAAGAUCUCUUUUGGGGAUCAUCGUCGCUGGAAGAGAUUGUAUUGAGUAACAAUUACCUCCAAUCUUUGCCCGUAGAAAUAUUUCAAGAUUUGUUCUACUUAGAAAUAUUGGAAUUGGACUCCAAUAAUCUAAAAGCUUUACCGGAUAAUAUUUUUGGACGAACCGUUGGAUUAAAAAUAUUGAAUUUAUCAAAUAAUUGCAUUACUACCAUUUCCAAAUAUUUAUUUAAUAUAUUAUUCCGAUUGGAACAACUAAAUAUGGAACGAAAUCAUCUAAAAACUAUUCCCGAUUAUAGUUUUUAUGACUUAAGAAAUUUAAAGAUUAUUAACUUGUCUCACAAUUAUCUUACAUUAUCUAAACGGUCCCAUGCAUUCAACGGUCUAAACGGUCUCAUGCAUUCAUUGUUUGGGAAUGGCUUAGAAAAAUUAUAUUUAUUUAACAAUAGCAUUUCCGAAAUAUUGGAUGAUUAUUUGACGUUACAUGAAAAUCCUUGGGAAUGCGACUGUGAUGCUAGACAUUUUUAUAAAUUUCUUCAUUCAGAAUCUGGAAUAAUCAAAAAUCCCGAAGUUUAUAAAGUAAUAUGUCAUAGAAAGAAUACAUCCAUAUCAGAAAUGACCUGGGACGAUUUUUGUCCGUCUCGCAUAACAAUGAUUAUCAGCAUCAGUGCAGCAAUUGCUCUUCUUGGAUUAAUUUGUGGUAUUUUUGGUCUGUAUUAUAAAUACCAAGAACACAUUAAAAUAUGGCUUUUUGCGCAUCAGUGGUGUUUAUGGUGUGUUACGGAAGAAGAGUUGGAUAAGGAUAAAAUGUACGAUGCAUUUGUGAGCUUCUCGCACAAGGAUAUCGAUUUUAUAGCAGACGAGCUGAUACCGAAUCUCGAGAGUGACCCAACACCAUUCAAAUUGUGUGUUCAUUAUCGAGAUUGGUUAGCGGGCGAAUGGAUACCGGAUAAUAUUGCUAGAUCCGUGGAUAAUUCUAGACGGACAAUAGUGGUGUUGUCGCCAAAUUUCUUGAAGAGCAUCUGGGGAAGAAUGGAAUUUCGGGCUGCCCAUCGUCAAGCGUUAAGCGAAGGUCGAGCGCGAGUGAUACUGAUCUUGUAUGGUGACAUCGGACCGACAGAUAAUUUGGAUUCUGAACUGAGAGCGUACAUAUCUAUGAACACGUACGUUCAAUGGGGAGAUCCUUGGUUUUGGGACAAAUUAAGAUACGCACUGCCGCAUCAAUCCAGUCGACCGAGAAGCAACUAUGUCUAAAGAGAAGUUCUUGAAUCUGAAGUCUAAAAUCAUGAACUGUGAACAAACAAAGAUAAUCAGGAACUUAUUCAUUGUAUUUCCUAAAGCACUUGCAAUCACUCUAUCGUGAACUAACUUUUAUCAAUAAGAUAACUAUAAUCAUAAGUCAUGAAAUUGAUACAACUGCAAGCAGAAAAUUAGUUUCUAUAAUACAAAGAAAGAGACGAUUUGACAGCGAGUUAAAAUGAUAAGUAACAUAGGAUUAUCACAAAUGAUAAAAUGUUUUAACUCUAUUCUUUAUCAUAUGUAGUUUGUAAGAUAGUUUAUUCAAUAUUGUUA
Messenger RNA from Linepithema humile (Argentine ant), 2106 nucleotides. The record is from RefSeq and is a predicted model, not a curated record. Lineage: Eukaryota; Metazoa; Arthropoda; Insecta; Hymenoptera; Formicidae.